Messenger RNA from Glycine soja, 1947 nucleotides. Its product is annotated as putative glucose-6-phosphate 1-epimerase. Bases 659 to 1612 code for a protein of 317 amino acids. The record is from RefSeq and is a predicted model, not a curated record. The transcript is spliced from 11 exons. Gene Ontology annotation, molecular function: isomerase activity; carbohydrate binding. NCBI's taxonomy places the organism in Eukaryota, Viridiplantae, Streptophyta, Magnoliopsida, Fabales, Fabaceae. Gene Ontology annotation, biological process: carbohydrate metabolic process.
AAUGCUCAAGUGAUGAUGUGAAUGUGAUAGCUGUGUCGUGUGUGUGUUGAAGACAACAACAGUUUUGCUUUCAUUUUCUUCUUGAGUUUGAUUCAUCACCCUCGUUUGUGUUGUGUUGUUUGUGUGACUGUUGAUUCUCUCUCCACCACACUCCAAAGAAAAAAGUAGCUUUCAACCCUUACUCUGGAAUGAACCAGAUCUCUUCAGCAGCCAACAGACACAGAAUUUACAAGACCGGUUUUUGCUCCUUAUCUUAAGCUUGUGCCAAAAAUUUUAUCUAUCCCACCUUCCCACAACAUUGCCACCUACCUACCAUUUCCUGUAGUUUUUUUCAAAUCUUGGGGUGGUUGAAAGUUUUAAACUUUUCUUGAUUUGAUUGCAAGUUUGGUCUUGAAUGAAUACUUCUAAGAAAAGGGUACUGCCUCGUGUCAUUGGAUGUGUGAAUUUCUGAACUCAUUUCACAGAGGUCAUGCAUUAUUCUGCUGCCUCUCUUUGCAUCCAAUACCUGCUGUCGGUUUAGACUUGGAAUUCCUGAUUCAGGAUUGUUCUAAUAUAGGUGUGAGCUGGAUACCCCUUCAAUCCUCUGGUAUUGGCAUGUACCAAAUUUGAGAAGCCUGUAAAGGUUUGCUGGGGAAGUAGAGGAUCUACACUAAUUUGAAUGGGGCAUUCUGCAGCUGUGUGGGACUAUAGAGCAGCAACUGAAAUUACAAAGGACUGGAAUGGGAUUCAUCAAAUUGUGCUUCGGACUCCAAGGGGUGCUUCAGCACAGGUAUGCUUACAUGGGGCGCAGGUCACUUCAUGGCGGAAUGAGCAUGGGGAAGAACUUCUAUUCACAAGCAGCAAGGCAAUUUUCAAGGCUCCAAAAGCCAUACGAGGAGGAAUUCCUAUAUGUUCUCCACAGUUCGGAAACUGUGGAUCGCUGGAGCUGCAUGGUUUUGCGAGAAAUAGAAUGUGGGCAAUUGAUGAUAAUCCUCCUCCUCUGCCUGCAAAUGAUUCUAGUGGGAAAUCCUUCAUUGACCUGGUACUAAAAUCAUCUGAAGAAGAUAUGAAGGGCUGGCCACAUAGUUUUGAAUUCCGUCUUCGGGUGUCUCUUACAACAGAUGGAGACCUGACUUUGAUAUCUAGAGUCAGGAAUAUAAAUGGCAAGCCAUUUAGUUUCUCAUUUGCAUAUCACACAUACUUAAUGGUCUCUGACAUAAGUGAGAUAAGGAUUGAAGGUCUGGAGACACUGGAUUACCUAGACAAUCUUUUCCAAAAGGAACGGUUUACAGAACAAGGAGAUGCAAUAACAUUUGAAUCUGAGGUGGAUCGAGUUUAUCUUAGCUCUCCAAACAUAAUUGCAGUGCUAGAUCAUGAGAGGAAACGAACAUUUGUUAUAAGGAAGGAUGGUCUCCCUGAUGUUGCUGUGUGGAAUCCAUGGGAGAAGAAAUCAAAAUCAAUGGCAGACUUUGGUGAUGAGGAGUAUAAACAUAUGCUUUGUGUUGAUGGGGCAGUGAUAGAGAAACCUGUGAACUUGAAGCCAGGCGAGGAAUGGACUGGGCGGCUGCAGCUCUCGGUUGUGCCGUCAAGUUUUUGCAGUGACCGUCUGGGUCUCGACAGAAGUGGUCUUUGAGGAAUUGUACAAAAUCGGUCAGAGUUUAUGCUACAUCCUGUAAUGUAGCAUUGAGUCGUAGACAUAGUCUCCUUAGGAGUAUCAGGUUUUUCUGUUGUGUGGUCUUUUUAGGCUAGAAAUAGUGUUUUAGAGAGGCCUAUGUUUUUUGUGAGAAUGGCUAUCAAAUGUUACCCGGUUAUUAGUUAGUUGGUUCGGUUCUGCUAUGGACUCUUCUUGAAGCGUUAGAUUUGUUGUGUAGAUGUUAAGUUUCUUCCCUGGAUGGAUUUUAUGAUCUUCCACGUAAUGGCUAUAUUAAACUUUCUUGUUCCAAUUUACUAAUAUUGAUUGGGUGGGUA